AUGACCGCCCCAACGUCUGGCCCCGUCUGCCGGUUCAAAUUCACAAUCCUGCCCGAGUACUUUGUGGACUACUACAAGGUUGCCGAUGCCAGUCCAAAUGGGAAAGCAACGACGCAGCCAGGCCUCGGACUCCUCGACAUGCGCUUUGGAGAUGCAGCGGCUGAUGACGACGUAGUAGCCGAGGAUGAAGCCAGGCCCUGGGAGCGAUUCGCCUCUUACGUGAGGAAACUCAACGCUGAGAGCCCCGACGGCGUGAACUUCAAGGUCUUGUACUUGACUAGGCACGGGCUCGGGUAUCAUAAUGUUCAAGCAGCCAAGGUCGGGACGGCUGAGUGGGAUAGAUACUGGUCCCAUCUCGACGGCGACGGCGCCGUAACAUGGCUCGACGCGGCGCUCGUCGACACAGGCAUCCAGCAGGCAAAAGACCUGAGCACCUUCUGGGCGCGCGCAACCUCCACCACUGCCGAGGGUGAGGGCGUCCCCUUCCCGGAAUCCUUCUACACCAGCCCCCUCCGCCGAUGUCUCGAGACGAGCAACCUCGCCUUUGGGCCCCUCGUCGAACCCAAGGGCCAGUACUUCCGACCUCUUGUCAAGGAAGGGCUGAGGGAGCGCAUGACGGACCACACGUGCGACAAGAGGAGCUCGCGGAGCUGGAUCGAGAGUGCGUAUCCGCGGUAUCAUAUAGAGCCUGGCUUCACGGAGGAGGACCGGCUUUGGAAGGCGGAUCGGUUUGAGACGACGGAGGAGCACGUCGCGAGGAAGCAGCUUGUGCUAGAGGAGAUUUUCUCGACGGACGCGGCGCAGUUUGUGUCGUUGACGGUGCACUCGUAUGCUAUCUCGGCUAUAUUGAUGGUUGGUGGGCAGGAGGAGUUUAGGGUCAGGGAAGGGUCCUCGAUUGCUCUGCUGGUUCGCGGAGAGAAAGUAGGAAAUAGAUAG
Molecule: messenger RNA, 936 nt
Organism: Colletotrichum acutatum
Lineage: Eukaryota; Fungi; Ascomycota; Sordariomycetes; Glomerellales; Glomerellaceae
Product: phosphoglycerate mutase
Exons: 2
Coding region: 1-936 (311 amino acids)
Cellular component (GO): cytoplasm
Molecular function (GO): phosphatase activity
Source: RefSeq, a predicted model, not a curated record